AUGUAUCCAGGGGAACUGCCCGCGGAGAUUAAGGCGAAUAUUCUGCAGACGCCAAAACUAGUCGCUAUCAGCUGUCGGAUCGAAAAGACUCUGCUCUGGCUCCGCAUUGCAUGCCUAAAAGAACACCAGAACCGCAAGGUACGAGAGAGGCAAGACCAAAGAAUUCUCAAUAGGGGCAAAGAGGGGCCGGUUAUCAGUGACAACGACGUUUCCACGCGGCCUCAAUCCUUAAUUAUGCCCGAAAUUGUCAAAAUAUCAACAUUGAUAUCUUCUGAAAGAGAGCUUUCGUGUACGAUCUAA
Molecule: messenger RNA, 300 nt
Organism: Penicillium argentinense
Lineage: Eukaryota; Fungi; Ascomycota; Eurotiomycetes; Eurotiales; Aspergillaceae
Exons: 2
Coding region: 1-300 (99 amino acids)
Source: RefSeq, a predicted model, not a curated record